AUGGCGCGUGCUAUCUUCGGGCUAAGGAUCUGGUUGGCAUUCAUCUGCCUGGUCAACCUCGUUAUCGUCAGCACAUACUACGGCUGGGUCAUCGGCACCAUGUCCAACGCUCGCCAAGAUAGGCUCGACAAACCACGGUACACCUACAACUGGUCAGACUACGGAGUCAUCGCCUUCUCAGCCAUCCUCUUCAUCUCCUACAUCUACUCCAUCGUUGGCAAGAAACAUCUUUUCCACCACCGAUUCGAGCGCGCUUUCCUGAUGUUGUUCCCGGCACUGUUCCUCCUCGGCAUCAUGUUUCGGUCUAUCCAUGUGCAGAUCGAGAGCGCCAAGAUGACGAACGAGAAUCUAACGGGGGAUUACUUCAUGGUUAGGACCAACCCCUUCUCGUGUGAUGGCUUGAAGGAGGACUCGUUGUCGAUUUGUGCCAUCAUGCAGAGUUAUAUUUUCUUGCCUAUUGUCACUGGCUUCUUUGUUAUCAUUGAAGUCGCUGUUACCUUGCUCAGAGGUCCUCUUCAUCAUUCCAAAGCUGACUACUACUAG
Molecule: messenger RNA, 543 nt
Organism: Linnemannia hyalina
Lineage: Eukaryota; Fungi; Mortierellomycota; Mortierellomycetes; Mortierellales; Mortierellaceae
Source: the annotation of a GenBank genome assembly